Molecule: messenger RNA, 822 nt
Organism: Eucalyptus grandis
Lineage: Eukaryota; Viridiplantae; Streptophyta; Magnoliopsida; Myrtales; Myrtaceae
Exons: 2
Coding region: 1-822 (273 amino acids)
Source: RefSeq, a predicted model, not a curated record
AUGGACAAGAGCUCCGAGCUCUGGGACGUCUGCCAACUCCUCCUCAAGUCUGGCGUCUCUGCCCUGGAGUCCUCCUCCUCCUCUGCCCUCAAUUACCCCCUGUCCCCCCAUUUCUCUUGCCAGCUCUGGUCACUUUCAGUUGUGCAAGAAGACUCUGUUUUUGAUGAUCUGACUGAUAUGACUCCGAUUGGCGGAUUGAACAGUUGGGCGCGGGCAAUCUCAAGGUGCAGGAGGGAGGCGGCAGUGCUGGAGGCACAGAACAGGAGGCUGCUGCAGGAGGCAGGGAUGAGGCAGCUGUUGCAGCUGCGGUACGACGAGUGCUCCGCCACCUUUGCCAACGGAUUCUUCGGGUUCCGCGGCGUCCUCCGUGAGAUGCAUAACGUGAACUCGCUCCUCCUCACUGUGCUCCUCUCGGGGCUGCUCUACCACCGCCCGGGGGAGGGCUUCUUCUCCAGCCGGCCUCACCGCAGCAGCCACGAGGACGAGCAGCCGCGUAUGCUGCCCUGGAUACUGGCAUCGGCGGCACGGCUGGAGCAGAGCAUGGAGAUGGAGAUGAACCGGACGGGCAGCGGCGGGAGGGCGACGAUAAUGGUGGAGGAGUACAGGAGGGUGAAGGCGGGGAUGGAGGAGAUCCGGGGGUGCCUGGAGGAGGGCGGGAAAGCAGCGGAGGACGACGGAGGACGGAUGAGGGAGAGGGUGGAGGACUUGAGGGGGUGUUUAGGGGUGCUGAGGGACGGGGCGGACGGGAUGGUUUGGCAGAUAGACGAACUCUUCGAUGAGAUCACGGAAGAGAGGAAGAAGAUCUUCCAUCUCUGCGGAUAA